Molecule: messenger RNA, 2382 nt
Organism: Chelonus insularis
Lineage: Eukaryota; Metazoa; Arthropoda; Insecta; Hymenoptera; Braconidae
Product: myb-like protein X
Exons: 12
Coding region: 1-2382 (793 amino acids)
Biological process (GO): cilium assembly
Cellular component (GO): cilium; microtubule
Molecular function (GO): microtubule binding
Source: RefSeq, a predicted model, not a curated record
AUGACGAGUAGGAUGUCUCUAGUGGAACAAAAGAGACUACAGUGGGCAAAGGAAAGAGAAGAAAUGGCUAGACUGAGUGAACAUUGGAAUGCUUCCAAACCACCGAAUCCAAUUUAUCCAGCAAUUCGUAACAGAAUAUCAUCAAGAGAACAUCAAAAUAGCAAUCGAAAACCUCUUCGUGCAAGUGGACAUUACGGAAGCACAGCAAGCUUGAAGAGUCUUGAAACCUCAUCAACGAGUCUUCAAAGUCUAGAUUUCUCCAACACUAGUGGUAGUAUGAUCAAUAUUCAUGACCGAACGGAAGUGCCAGGAUCCAUAAGAAGAAGAAGUCCCAGCUUACCACCGAUAUACACGAAAGAACAUCGACACCACCAGGCUUAUUCGUCUCAGGAAUUACCCAACCUGGAAGUAGAAGGAUCACGAUACAUAAACCAACCCCGACUACAAAAACAUCAAAAUAGGGAGUUGGACAGAACUAUACUGACUAACAGCUACGAAGAACGCGAAGGAGAAACUUCUGGAUACGGAAGUGAUUCUAUAGAACCAGUAAUUCAAACUGCCGAUGUGAAAAGGUUACUACCACUGGAAAAAGCUCAUGGAGACAGUGAAAUGGCUCAAAGAACUUGGCGAAAUCCUUAUUGUGAAUCUCCAGAUGCCUCUUCACUGCCUUCCUCAAGAAAAUUCUCUGGUACUCGCUUGGGGGAAUUGAAUAGACCACGAUGGGGUAGUAUUUGGGGUCAGGAAAAUGCUACGAGUGAUCUACCUCCACCACCUUCGUGGUUGGAACGAGGGUUAUCACGUUUAGAUCAUUCUAGUCAGGUUCUUGUAAUCAAUCAUGACAGCGCAAGUAGUCCUGACAGUUCAACAACUGGGUCAACUGGAUCAGAUUCAAAGACUUACUUACGUGGUCAGAACAUACCAGUAGACGCUGAAAUUCUCCAAGAACGUGAAGCUAGACGUCAGAAAGCCUUGGAACUCCAGAGCGCAAUAAAACAGCAGCUGGAGGAGAAGGAUAGGCAACGAAAGGAGGAAAGAGAAAGAAAACUACGUGAAGAACUGGAAGAAGAAGAAAGGAUCAAACGUGAGAGGGAUAAGGAAAAAGAGAGGUUUGAGGAAGAGCAGAGAAAGUUGAAGGAAAAAGAAAAUGCAAAGUUAAAGAAAGAAGAAGCAAUGAAAGAGAUCCUUGAGAAUGCAGAACGACUUGCGAAAGAAAAAAAAAGGCAAAAACGUCAACGUGAUGAUUCUUCUCCAACGACUAAAAGCUCACAAAGUGAAAUGAAACCAGAAGAAAAACAUAAUGGUGCCGAAGUAAAGACUGAAAAUGAAAUAUCAUCUAAAAAAUUGGUUGAAAGUGAUGAAAAAGCUGCUAACUGUGAUGAUAAAAGUAAUGAAGAAUCCAAAAAUGAUGAUACUAAGGAAAGCUUGAUGAGAUUAAAUAGAGAAGUUGCUAUAGUAUUAACUGGUAGACUUGAGGAUUCAAAUUGCUUACAAGGAACAAAUGUUCAGCUGUUGAAUUUAAUCGUUAAUCCCAAUUUACAUCAGGAGAAUAAUUCGAGCGGUGUUAAUAUCAAUUUUAAUGCAUUAAUAAAGAGUCUAACGACAUCAGGGGUGUUGAGGAAUACAUCUGGAACAUCUAUCUCACCUAGACUAGUGGAAAAUCGAUUAUUAACACCUAGUAAAUACAGGAUUCCAUCUGGAAGGGAUUUCGGUACGCAAACAGACGUUGAAAAUGAGAUUCAUGAAUUAGGGAAUAAGGAGAAUUGCAAGGAACGUAAGGACGUCAGUAAUAAUCGGAGAGACAUUGAAAAAUCAAUGAAUAUGGCAAUAGAAGAAAAAAACCUUUCUCGAUCAAAAUCCCAACCACGAACAAGUCUAGAAUCACGACCACGAUGGAAUGCCAAUAGGCCCGGAACACGGUACAGGACACAGAGCGAGAAGGAUCCGCAUUAUCAGAGACGAAUGAGGCUGAGGAGACGUCGAGUUGAAUCAAGCGAUGAGAGAUCAAGGUCACCAUCGCCUGAUAGAAGAAAAAUGACCAACAUCAAAUCUAAAAUUCCAAAUCCUAUUCAUCGAAAGUCCAAGCUCGAUAAUUACGAUGCAGACAUGUCAAUGGAUAGUCUGAAUUCAGUUGUUCCAUUAAGAGUGAAUGAACAUGGCCAGAUAAUAGUACAAACAGAUAAAACCACUAAUAACUCACGACUAAUUGGAAAUUGUAGGAGUGAAGAUGAUGUAAAGGGGAUCGAGUUUAAUGAAAAAAAUAAAAUGUGGUGUGGGCAAGAAAUACUUUCGCAACUUAACUCGUUAAAAAAUGGACUUCUAUCCAAGCAGCAAGAGUGGGAUUCUGAAAGAUGCCUAGUAUCACCCAGCAACGAUUUUUAUUAA